AUGCCUAAUUUCCUCAAUGUGUUUCAAUAAGCUAUUGACAUUUAUACUAGCAAUUUUUAGGCCUUUUAAUCUAGCGACGCAAUGCAAUGCAGAAUCAAACUCACCCAUUGUUGGACCACGGCAUGCUUUACCUGAAUUGUCAUUCCCAACAUCUAACGGCGAGGUUUCUUGUAUAGUGGAAUUGUCGUUGGUUAGGUUGUUAGCUGGGUUAGUAGUUGUCCCAGCUGAUGUAUUGGGUUUAAAAAACCCAUUUGCAGCUUCGCUCGUUUUCCCAAUGGCCUAAUAAAUUUUAUAAAAUUAUUGGCUAAAUAAGCCGAUCCCUUUGCGUUCAAAUGUAGUUUGCUGCCGUUGAGGCAUGUUCCAUCAAUACGCGAAUUGUCAAUAAAAACAAAGUCAUCAUUGUUAGCCAUCUCCUUUAACUUUCCAUUGACUGCAGAUAACUUUGCCGACACAUUGAUAUCAUCUCUAUGUAUAAUGCUGGAGAUGCCAAUCUUUGAAUUUUGAAAUUUUCUGCGAGUCUUCAAAGCCAGCUUUUGUAUUUUUCGAACACAUGAGUCUACGCUUUCGGAUGAUAGAUUAUUUGUACCUACAUGAGUGGUCACUCUCGCUGAAGUCAUUAAUAAAGUAAUGGAGUUACAACAUAUUGAUGAACAGGUGAAUUAUACAUGCAGAUAUCAAUAACCAAAAAGAUGGAAUGACCAACAAAGGUUGAAGAAAGUGCAUAUAUGUGGAUAUUGUAGAGGCAAGGAAGUCCAUAACAGACGAACCUGUCCAGCUGGCAAGCCUGGAGUGUAUUGCCGAAAUUGUUAUGGGGCAAAUCACUUUGCAAUAUAUUGUCUGUCGAAGUCCUAAUCAUUUUAAAAGACAGUGGCUUGGUAAAACUCGGAAUGAAAAGCAAGUAAAAGGACAAGUUCAUGCUUUAGAUAACUCCUCUGAUACUGAUGAAGGUGAGCAGUUAACCUAUUUUGCACUGUCAUUAGACACCCAGUGUGAAUCUAUUUAUGAUGUAUCAGGAAAAUCCCCAAAGAAAUUGUUUACUUCUCUAUCAUUGUACGAUAAGAGUAACAAGUUUAAACGUGUUCCUUUUCAAGUUCAUACUGCAGCAACAUGUAACACAGUGCCACUUGAUAUGUACUUAAAAUUUGGUUCUGUAAAUGCCUUGAAGCCCGCAAGGUCAACAUUAUUUUCGUACUGUGGCAAUCCCAUUAAGCCAUUAGGAACAGUUACUUUGUUAUGUAAAGCACCAAAGAAAUUUGAAUUCAUUACAUUUCAAGUUGUUGAUAAUAUGGAUAUAAAAAUAAGCCAGCUUUGCUUGGUGCUGCAGACUCCAUCAAGCUAGAACUUAUCAAGUAUGAUAAAUCCAGAGUUCAUAUGAGUAGCCAAAAUAAAACGGCUGUAGCCACUGAUAUUGGCUGUUCUGUAAACAAUGAUGACAACUGUUUCAUGUCCUCUGACUCGAACGGAAAUUUUGCCAAAGAUGAAUUUGUGGCAAAUUAUUCUGAAUCCUUUUCUGGCCUUGGGAAUUUGGGGAAGCCUGUUUUAUUUGAACUUGAUCCUAAAGUUCCCCCUGUGCAUGCAAAGCCAUUGUUAGACCUAAAUACACAAUCCCAACUUUACAAGAACUUCUGCCUAAACUAAACCCAAAAACAUAUAAAUGUUUUACUAUAGUUGACGCACUAGACGGUUUCACCCAAGUACAACUGGAUGAAAAGUCAAGUUUCACAACCACAAUGCAAACCCCUUAGGGACGCUAUAGGUGGCUUCGUUUGUCUUAUGAUAUAUUUUCUGCACCAGAAGAAUUCCAACAACGAAUACAUGAAGCAUUAGAUGGUUUAGAAGGGGUUUUCAACAUCGCAGACGAUGUUCUGAUAUAUGGUCUUGGGAGUUCUCCAGAAGAAGCUGAGGCUGCUCAUGAUAAACACCUCAAUUAUUUUAUGAAGAGAGUUUUACAAAGGAACCUGAAGCUUAAUCCUAGCAAAGUUCAGUUUAAGCUGAGAAAAAUUAGAUUUAUGGGUCAUGUUAUAACAGAAGAUGGUGUUUUACCCGACCAAGGUAAAGUGGAAUCUAUUAUUGAGAUGCCUAUUCCUAACGAUAAACGCUCAGUUCAGAGGUUUCUUGGCAUGGUCAAUUAUUUGCAUACUUUUUGUCCCGCAUUUCAGAUGUAGUUCAUUCUUUGCAGAAUUUGAUCAAAUCUGACAUACAAUUUGUAUGGUCAAGAAGUACACGAGAAGGCAUUUAAAAAAGCUAAGGAAUUGACUGCAAAUGCACCUUGUCUGGCGUACUUUGAUCCCAGUAAACUUGUGCUUCAAGUUGAUGCGUCGGAAACUAGUCUUGGUGGAGCAAUGCUUUAACCCACAGUUCAAGGCAAGCUUCAAACAGUGGCGUUUACCUCGUCCACCAUGCGUCCAAAUGAAAUUAUGUUGGCACAAAUAAAGAAAGAAACUCUAGCCAUCUGUGCUGCGUGUGAAAAGUGGGAUUUGUGGUUAUGGUAAACAAAUAACAGUCCACACAGAUCAUCAGUCCCUCGAGACAAUAUUUAAAAAAAAACACUUUCCAAAACGGCAAGGAGACUGCAGCGAUUGAUGAUGAGAUUACAGAGAUACAGCAUUAACGUAGUUUAUAAUAAAGGAUCUAGUUUAGUGUUGGCAAAUACGUUGUCUAAAGCACCACUCUCUAGUGUAGACAAUAGAAAACAGAACAAUUUUGAUGUGUUUAGACUGGAAGUUGAACGAUUUGAUGCCUUAGCAAAUCCACAGCUUCUACCAAAGACGACCAUAAGUCUUCAGGCUGCAACAGCGAAAGAUCCCGAUUUAGCUCAGCUGUUGAAGGUGAUUUUGUCAGAGUGGCCCCAUAUAAAGUCUCCCCUCCCAAGCUGUGUUAAGCCAUACUUGUGUUUUCGUGAUGAAAUGUCUGUUCACAAUGGUGUAAUUUAUCGUGGUAUUCAAGCUGUUAUCCCAAAGUCUUUGCGCAAAGAGAUGCUGACAAAGAUUCACACAUCGCAUGCAAGCCCAGAAAGUAACAUACGAAUGGCGAAGGAUAUUGUUUACUGGCCUGAAAUGCAACCUGAAAUUAAAGAUAUGUGUCAAAGUUGUGGAUAAUGUGCUCCAAUUUGGAAGAGAAAAUACAAGAGAGCCCAUGAAGUCACAACCUAUCCCACAAUAUCCGUGGCAAUUUGUAAGUCAGAAUAUAUUUCAGUUUGAAUCAACUAGUUAUCUGGUUACAGUUGAUCAUUAUUCUGACUUUAUUGAACUUGACGAGUUGGAUAACACAUUAUCAUCAAUCGUUAUUAAACACUCACAUUUUGCUCGUCAUGGUAUCCCGGAGGUGUUUCUUUCAGACAAUGGACCGCAAUAUGUUAGUACGGAAUUUGCUGCGUUUUGUGACCUUUAUGGAAUAACACAUAUAACAUCGUCACCAUAUUGGCCAAGCGAUAAUGGAAAGGCGGAAUCGGCAGUAAAGAUAGUGAAAACGUUUAUGAAAAAAUGUGCUGACCUCCAAUUGGCUCUUCUUACUUAUAGAAACACCCCACAGGAGGGACAUUCACCAAGUCCAGCACAGAGGAGUAUGGGUUGCAGGACUAGAUGCUUGGGCCUGAUAAAGUUGUGUCAAAGUUGGUACAGUCAGAAAUCAGUCUUAAAAGAGGGAAGGCGAAGAAGUUUUAUGACAGGAAGGCUGGGAAUGAACAUCCGAAUGUACCAAUUAAAAACUAUGUCUACAGAAAGCCAUGCCCUCGUAAUAGAUCACUUCCAUGGCAGUACGGUCAAGUCGUGAGGAAGCCCACGUCAAGGCCAUAUGUAAUAAGUACUUCAAAUGGUACUGUGCGAAGAAAUCGAGCACAAAUACGCCAAGCUGCGCUUCCUUCACCUCAGGUGAAAAUGAAUGAUGAUAUCAAGCUCAAGAUGAAGAUGCUAGAAGAUCCAGGUAAUCUUCAAUUGUCGAACAGUCAGUCUGCAGCCCCUGAGACGCAAGGGCAGUCACAAGUACUUAGUAAAGAACCGACUUCUUCUAAUAAGGAGUUCAAUUUUUCAGGUGAUGAUUAUAAUGAAUGAUCUAGCUGGGGUACAUUGUAUAAAACAAGAUUUGGAAGAGUAGUUAGAUCACCUAAGAUCUUUGAUCCUUCAGGUUAAUUUAUUGGAGCUUUGAUAGGAUAAUUAUUUAAGUUAAACAUUUUUGUUAAAGACGAAAAAACAUUAAAAAAAAUAAUACAAGAGACAAAGAAGCUUUGUAAACAGGGGGGAUGUUACUGUGUACUUAUAGGGAUAGCAUAAGUGAUAAUGGACAAUUAGGGAUAAGGUUAACAAGAUGGCGGCCGUGUAAUAUAAAAACUUGUAUUUUAGGAUUUUGUGUUAUUAGUUAAUAAAGUCAGCUAUAGUAACUCAAUUAGCCUACUACCCCUACCUGUCAAUGGGCACACAAGUGCCUCUCUUGUCCAAUUGGUUGUCAUUUUUCCAGUUAUGGGAUCCACACAGCAACAGAAACCAGUGGAUGCCCAGCACUGCUUAGGAGCAAAAUUACCAUUUUUUUGA
This is a messenger RNA of Paramuricea clavata, 4526 nucleotides long. The record is from the annotation of a GenBank genome assembly. NCBI's taxonomy places the organism in Eukaryota, Metazoa, Cnidaria, Anthozoa, Malacalcyonacea, Plexauridae.